AUGAAUCAUUCCUCCCAGGACACUGGCUCUGGUGGCAUUUAUGAAGAUGGAAAGCUUUAUGUCGUGGAUUCCAUAAAUGACUUAAACAAACUGAGUCUCUAUCCUGCCGGAUCUCAGCAUCUGUUCCCUCUAGAGGAGAAAAUCCCAGUCCUGGGCACAAACUCUGGAAGUGGAAGCAGAAGUCUAUAUUUUGUGGGGCUGCUAAUUAUGCUGAUUGUUAGCCUGGUCCUGGUUUCCUUUGUGAUAUUUCUAAUAAUUCAAACUGGAAACAAGAUGGACGAUGUGUCAAGAAGACUAACGGCUGAGGGAAAGGACAUAGACGACCUUAAGAAAAUCAACAACAUGAUCGUAAAGCGGCUCAACCAACUGGAUUCUGAACAGAACUGAAGCAGCGAUUUUCCAAGAGCACCUUUACUUGGAGGGUACUGGGUCAAGAAUUGAGACAGUGCAUUUCUUUAGACGGCAGACUAUCUGAUGAGAGAACCCAGUCCUGGGGCCUGCAUCCCUGGAGGCCGUGGUUUGGGACAGCAGCUAGAAAGGGGCCGUGAGCCUCAGCUCCAUUUUCCAGUAGGUGCUUCAACUUAAGGGGGUUCAGGGCAGGUAGGUGGUUAGCAAGGUGAUGAAUCCAUAGAAAAAAGAGAAUCCUCUUACAAAAGGAGCUUUGUCACCAGUCACAUUCACCUGCCAGUGAGGCUGAUGGCACAUCAGGCACCUUUACAAAUCCCGUGAAAGCCUGAGGAAUGUGUUGAAUUUUAUGUGUUGAAGGGAACCAGGUGAUCACUCUUUUCAAUAAAAGCAAUUCUGUCCAGGUGACUAGAUUUGGACUCUGUUUCCCCUGGUACCGGCUUCUUCCUGCCAGUGUUUGCUGGUGGGAAACAUGAGUAGUAGUUAUCCAUGUAUGAUGGGGCCCUGAGGUCACAGGAGAAAGCCUAAUUAAUUAAUUAAAAUGCUUAUUGAACUUCUGCUCUGUGCAAAUUACCCUACUCUAGAGAAGCUUACAUUCAAGGGUGAAACAAAGGAGAUGUAUAGUUUUAUAUAAUUAGAUUA
Molecule: messenger RNA, 1047 nt
Organism: Otolemur garnettii (small-eared galago)
Lineage: Eukaryota; Metazoa; Chordata; Mammalia; Primates; Galagidae
Gene: LSMEM1
Product: leucine rich single-pass membrane protein 1
Exons: 3
Coding region: 1-387 (128 amino acids)
Source: RefSeq, a predicted model, not a curated record